Molecule: messenger RNA, 1249 nt
Organism: Gopherus evgoodei (Goodes thornscrub tortoise)
Lineage: Eukaryota; Metazoa; Chordata; Testudines; Testudinidae
Gene: PEX10
Product: peroxisomal biogenesis factor 10
Exons: 6
Coding region: 67-1038 (323 amino acids)
Biological process (GO): protein import into peroxisome matrix
Cellular component (GO): peroxisomal membrane
Molecular function (GO): zinc ion binding
Source: RefSeq, a predicted model, not a curated record
GUGCGUACAGCGGACGGUGACCGAGAGAGGGAACGUUUCCUCCCGUCCCCGCCCGCGCCGCUCAGGAUGCCGCUGGCUGCGGCUGGGCCCGCGCACCUGGUGCGCUGCGGGCAGAAGGAUGAGCUGUACCGGAGCGGCUUGCGGAGCGGGGCUGGGGCAGCGCUGCAGGGACUGGCGGGUACUAAGAAAUGGUUGGAGUGGAGGAAAGAGAUUGAACUUCUUUCUGAUGUAGCAUACUUCAGCCUCACCACUUUGUCUGGUUAUCAAACUCUUGGUGAAGAAUAUGUUAAUAUUAUCCAAGUUGAUUCUUCCAAGAAGAGAAUUCCUUCUCUGCUUCGACGAGCCAUUUUGAUUUCUCUUCAUACUGUUUUGCCUUAUUUGUUGGACAAAGGAUUAAUCCAUCUGGAACAUGAGUUGCAGACAGAAACUAGUGGAUUUAGAACCUUGCAGAGCAGUGGUCUAUGCGGCAGGACUUUGGUACGAAGCUGGGUGCAGAAUCAAGUUGGCAGGCUGACAGAACAGCAGAAGAAAACCCUUUUACAAACUGUGUAUGUUCUCAAGCAGUGCAUCCCCCUGCUCCGUAGGCUGCAUCUGGCAGUGUUUUAUAUAAAUGGCCUCUUCUAUCACAUUUCUAAAAGGAUCACUGGAAUAUCUUAUCUUCGUGUUCCAGGAUUGCCUGGAGACGACCAAAGCAUUCGAUCAAGUUACAAGCUUCUUGGGAUAGUUUCACUGCUGCAUCUCGUACUAACAGUCAGUGUUCAGAUAUACAGCUUCCAGCAAAGGCAGAGGGCAAGGCAGGAGUGGAAACUACACCGCAACCUCUCAUAUCCAAAAAAUCAGACUGAGGAAAAAUCUGUUGUAUGCAGUUCCCGAUGCACAUUGUGCUUGGAAAAACGUAGGCAUGCAACAGCCACUCCCUGUGGCCAUCUGUUCUGUUGGGAAUGCAUCACAGAAUGGUGUAACACCAAAGCAGAGUGUCCAUUAUGCAGAGAGAAAUUUCAUCCUCAGAAACUGAUCUAUCUGCGGCAUUAUCGAUAACUGUAUCAAGCCACUGCUGUUGUCCCUGACAAGAUCCUAAGCUGCUUUAUCUUUAUCAGUCAGCAAAGCCAUAAUACAGUUUGGCUUAAUCCACAAGCAAAACUUUAUUUUGAGCCUAAAUCUUUUUAUAAAACUUAACUGUUUUGUACAAGCAGUAAAAGGUGAUGCGUCUCAUUCCUGUUACAAAAUAAACUUGAUGUACUUUGGUCUA